AUUUUGUUACCAAAAACCCAAGAAUGCGUUCGUUUCCUUGUGUUUAUUUACAUUGUUUAGUUUCGGUUCUAAAAUAAUUUUUACGGUUUUCGUAGAAGAUCUCACCAAAGUGAUUAACUUUAAAACAUUCAGCUGUAAAUCUACAUUAUAUUAGAGCAAUUUUUGACAAAACACUUUUAUAAUGUAGAUAAAGUAAAUGUUCCGUGCAUCCAUGAAGAAAGAAUACUCGAGAUGUUACCUUUUCUACGUUCUAGUCCAGGUUUUAUUCAUUAUUCACAUUUCCGCCGAAAACCUUCUGUCAGCUCAGAAUCCGAUACUUUUAUACACCACCACAUCUGACGUCCGCGUUGCAGACACAUCUUCGUCAUUAAAACAAUCUAAGAAUAAAGGAAAAACAAACGUUCUAAUACCAAAUGUUUCCGACGGGAUGUUAGAUUUUAAUUAUGGUUUAAAAAAGUUAUGUUGGUCUAAUAGCCAUGAUGAAACGAUUCAGUGUGGCGAUUUCAAUGGAUUUGAAGUUAAAAAUAGAGAGGUAGUUAUUCCAGAUGCUCCAAUUACACAAGGAUUGGCCUGCGACUGGUACACUAAUAAAUUGUAUUGGACUGAUAGCGAUAAGGAUCACAUUGAGGUUACUACAAUGAGUAAACCUUUCUAUAGGAAGGUUUUAUAUUGGACUGACAUCGAUCAACCUAGAGCUAUUGUUGUAGCUCCAAGUAAAGGUUUAUUAUUUUGGACGGAUUGGGGCGAAGUUCCAAAGAUAGAACGCGCAAGCAUGGACGGUAAUCCAAAUUCCCGUCAAAUAAUAGUUAACGAAAGGUUAUAUUGGCCCAAUUGUUUAACUAUUGAUUACGAAGCUGAGUUAAUUUAUUGGGCUGAUGGUAAUCAUAGAAAAAUAGAACGGAUGGAUUUUAAUGGAGAGAACCGAAAAGUUAUCAAAAACUCUUUGACUUAUCCCUAUGGUGUAACCAAGUUCCAAAAUAGACUUUAUUGGACAGAUUGGAAAACAAGUGUUAUUUAUGUUGACGAUGAAAUGGAUGUUAAAGAAUUUUUGAAAUUGGACCCUGUUCCUAGUGAUAUUCACGUUUGGGACUCAUCUGUGCAAGUCUACAAUCAAAAUCCUUGCGAGUUUAAUAAUGGGGGAUGUUCACAUCUUUGUUUAUUGUCUUCAAGCGCCUUAGGGUAUAGUUGUGGGUGCCCCAGCGGGGUUAAAUUAAUAACAAACACAACGUGCGCCGAUGGACCUAAAGAGAUCUUAGUUUUGGCUAGAAGAAGUAACAUUUGUUUAGUGUACUUAGAUUCGCCUGAGUACACUUACGUAACUUUAAAUUUAACUCACAUGAAUUUUUUGAUUGGAGUUGAUUAUGAUCCCGUUGAGCAGUUCAUCUAUUGGACUGACGAUGAUUUACCGAAAAUACAGAAAGUAAAACUCGACGGAAGUGAACAACAAGAUGUUAUUUCAUAUGAACUUUUUCAUCCUGAUGGUGUAGCUAUAGAUUGGGUGGCUAGAAAUUUAUAUUGGGCAGAAGCUGGUUUUGAUAGAAUAGAAGUUGCUACUUUAGAUGGAAAAUAUAGAAAAAUUAUUAUUGCCAAUGGUUUAUAUGAGCCAAGAGCCAUUGCUGUUAGUCCAGAAUUAGGUUGGAUGUUUUGGUCAGAUUGGAGCGAAAAGAAUCCAAAAAUUGAAAGAGCUAAUUUAGAUGGAAGUGACAGGACUGUUAUUGUGACAAGUAAUCUAACUUGGCCCAAUGGAAUCGCUUUGGAUGUUGAAAAAAUGAGGCUUUAUUGGUGUGAUGCUAAAACACAUAAGAUUGAGUACACAAAUAUGGAUGGAAGUAACAGAAUCGUUUUAUUGGACACUGAUUUGAAGCAUCCUUUUGGGUUCACUUUGUUGGGAGAGUUUUUGUAUUGGACAGAUUGGCAUCAGAGAUCUAUUGAUAGGGUUCAUAAAGAUACAGGUACCUCUCGCGAACGAAUAGUUGAUCAAAUCUCGGAUGUGAUGGGUUUAAAAGCAAUUCAAAUAGACAAAAUAACCGGUACGAACCCGUGCGGGCGCAACAACGGAAAUUGUUCUCAUUUCUGCCUCUAUCGUCAUGAUAAAACCGCCGUUUGCGAUUGCCCCAUCGAAUAUGAUUUAUCAAAAGACGGCAAAACUUGUUAUAUCCCCGAAGCGUACUUUUUCUUCUCCACAAACGGCUCAAUUGGACGUGUGGACAUUGAGAGACAACUGGAAGUUAUAUUACCAAUCAAAAGUGUUAAAUACGCAAGUUCUAUAGAUUUUGAUUACGAUAACUAUCAAAUUUAUUGGACAGAUAGUAAACAAAAAACCGUUAUGAGAGCGUUUAUAAACGGUUCAGAUCCCCAACGUGUUGAAGAGUUGGGUUUAAUAGCUCCAAAUGGAAUUGUUGUGGAUUGGGUUAGCCAUAACGUGUACUGGUCCGAUUCCAUAGCCCAUAAAAUUGAAGUGGCCAGGGUUCCAGGAACGAGCAGGCGGGUUUUGUUGUGGGAAAACAUUCAAGAACCGUACAGCAUAGCUUUGGAUCCGCAAAGAGGAUAUAUGUAUUGGUCUGAAUGGGGGAAUUCAAAAUGUUUAAAAAGAUCGGCGAUGGACGGCUCCGAUCCGAAAAUUUUCAUUCAAAAUGUAAACAACGCUUAUGGACUUAUUGUCGAUUUUAAAACAAAGAGGUUGUUUUGGAUGGAAACCUCAACGCCCGCUUUAUUAUCGUCAGAUUUUAACGGUUUAAACAGAAACGCGGUGGUGAAAGAUAUGAUAUUUAAGCCUCAAGGAUUGGCAAUGUAUAACAAUUUUAUUUAUUGGAGUAAUACGACUUCAGAAGAACUUUGGAAGACUUCGUUGAGUGGCGAAAAGUCUCCAGUUGUUAAAUUGUCCGAACCGGCAACUGAUAUUUCAAUUAUAUUCAAACCAAAUCAGAAAAUUACUAAUAAUUGUGGAGUUAAUAACGGGGGUUGUAAACAUUUAUGUUUAGCUGUACCUUCAACUAAUAAGCUUGAAACCGUUAGUUACACCUGUGCUUGUCCAACUCAUUAUGUUAAAACGAAUCAGACGUGUUUACCACCUGAAAAGUUCAUAAUUUAUAGUCAAAAAAAUUUGGUAGUUCGACUUUUACCAGAUAGCCAAACGGAUUGUUUAGAAGCCGUUUUACCUAUUCACGGACUUAAAAACGUUAAAUCGAUUGAUUUUGAUCCUGUGAAACAAUAUUUAUAUUGGAUUGAAGGUAAAACCCUUUCUAUAAAAAAAAUCGACAUUAAUGCGAAUAGAGAUCAGUCACCAAAAACGGUGGUGGCUUCAGAUCCUGAUAUAAGACCUUUCGAUUUGGCUGUGGAUGUGUUUGGACAUUUGCUGUUUUGGACGUGUGCGGCUAAAGACGUUAUAAAUAUUACUAGAAUGAAUAGUACGUUUGUAGGUGUUAUUGAAAAGAAGGACGAGAAACCUAGGUUGAUAGCGAUACACCCAUCAAAAAGGUUAUUAUUUUACACCGACGAUAGAGAUAACUUUACACAAAUCAUAAGAACCAGAUUAGACGGAACCCAUAGAUUAAUAAUAGGAAAAUCAAAAGCUCGUGAAAUUCCAGCAAUCGCCAUUGACAUCGAAAAUGAUUUCGUAGUUUGGGUUGAUGGAUUAGAUAUUUGGAUGGGUAACAUCGACGGAGACAAUAAUUACAAAGUUACUAGUGAAAGCAAAUCAAAAAUCAACGCAUUAACUGUCCACACUGGAUGGCUUUAUUGGCUCGACCGAACAAUCAAUCAACUUCAAAGAAUUGAAUUAUCAACUGGUAAUUCUCGAUCGACCGUUUUAAACUAUGACUCGCACAUCUUAGACUUGGUUUCGGUCACUCAACCGGACACAAAACAUAAUUGCGCUACACUAAGUUGUUCCCAUUUAUGUGUUAUCGACGGUGGAUCCACUGCGGUUUGCACUUGCCCGCCAGGUUUGAUUUUAAAAAAAGAUGACAAUCAAACUUGUAUUGUACUUCCGGGUUGUAUGAGCGGUCACUUCACGUGCGCAUCUCCCGAACCCGGAACAGGUAACGGGUGUAUACCAACCAGUUGGAGAUGUGACAACACCAAAGAUUGUUCAGACGGCUCGGACGAAAUGGAUUGUCCGGUCUGUAAAAAAGAUGAGUAUAAAUGUAAAAAUUUACAGUGCAUUUCCCAAAGAAAAGUUUGUGACGGUGUUAGUGACUGUAAAGAUGGUUCAGAUGAGGAACAAUGUUGUAAACAUAAUCAGUAUCAGUGUCCUCAAACAGACGCUUGUAUUUCGAUUUCUUCGCUAUGCGACGGCAUUGAACAUUGUUCGAACGGCGAAGAUGAAUCUAAGUCGGUAUGUAAAGACGCGAGUCAAUUUAUUGCGUCCCCAAAAUCGAGUUCUAGUGUAAUAACAGUGGGUGUUUUAACGAUCGUUUUAAUAGUAUUGUUAUUAGUUGGAAUUUUUUAUUUCCUUCGGCGGAAAUGCGACGAUAUUGAAGCCCCAUUAGAUCAAAUUGAAGAUUUAUUAACUCAACGCCCCCACGGUUCCCAUAAAAAUCCUAAACUACAAAAAACCAUCCCGGAUGUUGUUGGAAUGUCGAUGCUUAACACGUCCUCCCACCUUUCCUCCUAUGAUCGUAACAACAUCACAGGAGCUUCUUCAAGUACCAACGCUUCAAGCAUAGGCUGUUAUCCCAGAGAGACUUUAAAUCCCCCUCCUAGUCCUGCGACGACUGGUAUUUCAACUAGGGCGAGUAAUCCGAGGUACCGCCCAUACAGGCAUUAUAGGGCAAUAAAUCAACCUCCGCCGCCGACACCGUGUUCGACGGAUGUUUGCGACGAGAGUGAUUAUAACUAUCCCGUCAGUAGGAAUAGGUACGAUGGUGCGUUUCCGCCACCUCCUACGCCUCGAUCGCAUUGUCAAAGCGAAAGUUGUCCGCCGUCGCCAAGUUCCAGAUCGUCAACCUAUUUUAGUCCCUUACCUCCGCCUCCAUCACCAGUAACAGCGCCCCCAAAGAGGUACGAUUCAUAGUAAAUCAUAAUAAAUCCUAUACAACAUUGAUUUUGUCUUGUUUAAAAACAAAUGGAAAGAACCAUUGUGCCUAAGAAAUGCAAUUGUAAAUACUUGUAACAAUGCAUAGUUCUACUAACUAAAUGACUCUUAAAUUAGAUGCUAGUGAUUAACUAAUUCGACAAAAUUCACUGCAGUGAUAAAUCAGAAGCGUCAGAUUUAGUUACCAUUUUGUUAGUAGUUAUCACUAUGUAUAUUGUCUAUUUUUAGUACAUAGUGUAUGUUUUAUAAGUGAGUUUAGAACUUUUUACUGUUAACUAAAAUGUAUAUAGAGAAAAAAUAUAUUGAUAUUAUUAAAA
Messenger RNA from Onthophagus taurus, 5352 nucleotides. It is a transcript of the gene arr, whose product is annotated as low-density lipoprotein receptor-related protein 6. The record is from RefSeq and is a predicted model, not a curated record. NCBI's taxonomy places the organism in Eukaryota, Metazoa, Arthropoda, Insecta, Coleoptera, Scarabaeidae. Gene Ontology annotation, molecular function: protein binding.